UACUACAAUAAAAAUCUUAACAUAAUAACUUAUGGCAUCUUCUUUUAAGAAAAACACAACACUAGCCCUAAUUUUCUCUUUCAACCUUCUCCUUUUCUCCACUACAACUGCCUAUGCAUGGAAUAACCCUUAUGGGCCUAGUGUCCCUUCAGGAAGCGGAAGUAGUGGCGGAGGUGGUGGUAUCCUUGGAGGCGGUGGAAUAAUCGGAGGGGGUGGUGGAGGUGGAAUCAUCGGAGGCGGUGGUGGAGGUGGAGGUAGCGGAAGAGGUGGUGGUGGAUCAACAAGGGGAACGACUUGUCCCGUUGAUACCCUAAAAUUAGGAGUAUGUGCCAACUUAUUAGGGAACUUACUUAAUCUCCAAAUAGGCACGCCUCCAGUUCAGCCAUGCUGCACUUUGAUUCAAGGUCUUGUGGAUCUUGAAGCUGCUGUUUGUCUCUGUACAAUGAUCAGAGCUAAUGUGCUUAACCUUGUCAAUCUUGAUUUACCCGUUAAUCUAAGUUUGCUCCUUAAUGUAUGUGGGAGACAAGUUCCUAUGGGUUUCUUGUGUCCAUAGACCUGUUUUUACUAUAAUUUGUGUGUUUAAAAUGUGUCAUUUCUUUACAUAUGCAAGCUUGAUUUUGUUGUACUUUAUGUUGUUUUUGGUAUGAAUGUU
Molecule: messenger RNA, 652 nt
Organism: Amaranthus tricolor (Joseph's coat)
Lineage: Eukaryota; Viridiplantae; Streptophyta; Magnoliopsida; Caryophyllales; Amaranthaceae
Product: glycine-rich cell wall structural protein-like
Exons: 1
Coding region: 32-553 (173 amino acids)
Source: RefSeq, a predicted model, not a curated record